This is a messenger RNA of Ctenocephalides felis (cat flea), 1815 nucleotides long. Its product is annotated as pollen-specific leucine-rich repeat extensin-like protein 1. Gene Ontology annotation, cellular component: chitin-based extracellular matrix. The transcript has 4 exons. The record is from RefSeq and is a predicted model, not a curated record. Gene Ontology annotation, molecular function: structural constituent of chitin-based larval cuticle. Bases 1 to 1815 code for a protein of 604 amino acids. Lineage: Eukaryota; Metazoa; Arthropoda; Insecta; Siphonaptera; Pulicidae.
AUGGCAUCCACUUACACAACAGAAAAUUUAUGCCCGAGUAAAUGGCUGAUGCUGUUCGCGUGCUGCGCAGUUUUAUUGCAAGCGGAAGCCAGGCGCAUACGAAUCAGCAGGCCUCGUCCCGUGGAACGAGCAGAUUCCGAAGAGGAGUCUGUUUCGGCAGAGCAAGAAUCAAUCGCACCCAGAGUCAGGUACUAUGCGGCGGAGGCCCAAGAAACUCAAAGUCCGAGAAGUUUAGUUUUGGUCUCGACUGAAGAGUCUUACAAUGGUCUCUACGGGCAACAAUCGUCUGGACGCGCAGAUAAUUAUGUUUCGCCCAGAUCGCAACUGAUCAAGGUCGCUAAACAAAAAGAACCGACCAAGGCCCCGCCAGUACAAACUAUUAGGAACUAUAAUAAAGUUAAUGAUGACGGCAGUUUCACUUUCGGAUACGAAGCAGCCGAUGGAAGUUUUAAAGAAGAAACUAGAGGAACUGAUUGCGUUGUUAGAGGUAAAUACGGUUAUGUUGAUCCUGAUGGUAACAAAAGAGAGUUCACUUACGUAUCAGGAAACCCUUGCGAUCCAAACGCACAGAGUGCCGAAGAAGAAGAAGAAAAAUCAGAAGAAGAAAGCGAGGAGAAUGUACCACCAAACUAUCCAUCACGUCCGGUAAGACCACUUCAAGUUAGACCUCUACAUUUAAGACCUACGCCAGCACCUGUGCGUCCAACCACAACCGUAUUCCAGAAUAUCUAUGAUCAAAACAGCAGCAGCGAAGAGGAAGAAGAUUAUGAACAACCUGCUCCUGCACCAGCACCAGCGCCAGUGCAUAUAGCACGACCAGCUCCACCUGUACACAUACAAGCUGCACCAGCUCCAAUACAUAUCCCACAACCACCAGCACCAAUCCACAUCACAGCUCCAUCUCCAACAGCUAUUCCAAUCAGAACAAGACUUACUCCAAGACCUAACUAUAUAUCAUCUGAAAGACCAUUAUUAGAACGCCAUAGACCUAAAGUAACACCAACAUCAAACACCGUAUACUACCAACCACAAUCUAUUGAGAUCACACCCAGACCACAAUCACAUUCGCCAGCACAAACAUUACAAACUCAGCCACCUGCAACCACUUACAGACCAACCUUACUCUCCGUGACUGCCCGACCAAGUAGCGCUUAUACAAGACCCGCAACCGCUCCAUCCUUGAACGCAGUAGGAACUAGAGGACAAAUUGACUUUGCUGCAGAAUUCGCCAAAUUCCAACAAGAAAAUAACAUUAUAUCAAGCACUCCUUCUGAUCUCCCCAAAUCCCUUAAACCUACGUCUAAGGCCCCACCUUCAAGUUCAUCCUCAGUAAGUGGCAAUCCAGUGUAUUCCUCGCAACUACUUUUUGAUCCUUCAUCUGGACAAUAUGAUACAUCACUAUUCCAAACUUUGCCACAAACCGAAGGAGAAUUUACCUUAAACCAUCGCAUCCAACCAUACGUACAUCAACCGCAACAUGCUGCACCACCACGAUUGGUUAGCAUAAGUCAACUGCAGCCACAAACGCGUCCUCAGCCCAGCCCAUUGUUCAGGCACCAAAUACAACAUUCUGAUGCAGUGCCGAUAAACUUCCCGCAACAAGCAUUCCAGCAGCAGCAGAAUGAAGUUCAAUUUCAAAAUUCACAGCAAUUGUUCGCGCAACAACAACAAUUGCAACACAAUCAAUUACAACGAGACAGGAUGGAAGCAGCAAGAGCAGCGUACUAUUUCGUCCAACCUUCAUCGCAAGGAUCACAACAAAAUCCAAGUGGGCAGAUAGAAUCAUUCCUGAGAGGGCACAAUAUUCAAUUUUAA